Molecule: messenger RNA, 1555 nt
Organism: Arachis stenosperma
Lineage: Eukaryota; Viridiplantae; Streptophyta; Magnoliopsida; Fabales; Fabaceae
Product: probable amino acid permease 7
Exons: 7
Coding region: 130-1518 (462 amino acids)
Cellular component (GO): plasma membrane
Source: RefSeq, a predicted model, not a curated record
CAAAAGUAGAAAACCUUAAAUGCGAUUCGUUAUUAUGCUUUUGUGAGGAAGAGGCGGAUAUAAAGAGUCAACAACUUCUCAUCUCUAUUGAGGAUUGAUCUCAACAAACCUUAAAAGCAAGAAACAUACAUGGGGUUAGCAGCAGAACCAGAUUCAAGUAAUGAUGACAAGACACCAUUGUUGCUCUCUCACCCUCUCAAAAGAACAGGGACGGUGUGGACGGCGGUGGCGCACAUAGUGACAGGAGUGAUAGGAUCAGGAGUGCUGUCUCUGGCAUGGAGCGUUGGACAGCUUGGAUGGAUUGCAGGGCCAUUCUCCAUUCUCAUCAUUGCUUCAUUCACUCUCAUUUCUUCUUUCCUUCUCUCCAACACUUACCGUUCUCCACAUCCUCAAUUUGGACCUCACCGUAGUGCCUCUUACCUUGAUGCUGUUCAUUCUCAUCUAGGACUAAAGAAUGGACGGUUAUGUGGCCUUGUUGUGAAUAUAAGCUUAUAUGGUUUUGGAAUUGCUUAUGUUAUUACAUCAGCUAUCAGCAUAAGAACAAUCUUGGUUUCAAUUUGUUACCAUACCAAUGAAGAAGAAGUAGCAUGUGAGUUUGUAGAUGCAUAUUAUAUGCUGAUUUUUGGGGCUAUACAAGUUGUACUCUCACAGAUACCAAACUUCCAUAACAUUGAAUGGCUUUCGGUUGUUGCUGCAAUCAUGUCAUUUGCUUAUUCUUUCAUAGGAAUGGGACUUUCCAUUCUGCAAAUCAAAGAAAAAGGUUAUGUUGAAGGUAGCAUUGAAGGAAUGAGAAGCAGGAGUAGAACUGAAAAGUUAUGGCUUGUUGCUCAAGCACUUGGUGACAUAUCAUAUUCCUAUCCAUUCUCAACAAUUCUCUUGGAAAUUCAGGAUACUCUGAAGUCACCUCCACCGGAAAACCAAACUAUGAAGAAGGCCUCUGUGAUAUCGGUGGCGAUCACAACGUUCUUCUACCUUGGCUGUGGAGGAGCUGGAUAUGCAGCUUUUGGUAAUGAUACACCAGGAAACCUCUUAACAGGUUUUGGACCCUCCAAGUAUUAUUGGCUUGUUAACUUUGCCAAUGUUUGUAUUGUGGUUCACCUUGUUGGUGCAUAUCAGGUGUAUAGUCAGCCACUUUUUGCUAUUGUUGAGAAUUGGUUUCGCUCUCAAUAUCCGGAUAGUAAAUUUGUGAAUCACUCAUAUUUUUUGAAACUGCCAUUUUUACCGAAUUUUAAACUGAAUUUUCUGAGGCUUUCUUUCCGAACCGCUUACGUGGCAUCAACCACGGUGAUUGCAUUGAUGUUCCCUUACUUCAACCAGAUUUUGGGAGUACUAGGAAGCUUAAUCUUUUGGCCAUUAACCAUAUAUUUUCCAGUGGAAAUGUACUUAGGUCUGUCUAAUACUGAAGCAUGGAGUGCUAAGUGGAUCAUGCUUCGGAGUUUAAGCAUUUUAGGCUUUGUUUUUGGUUUGUUUACUCUCAUUGGUUCCAUUCAGGGAAUAGUAACUCAAAAAUUAAGCUGAAAACAAGUCAACAAGUCCUGAGGAACUAGUCACUAUU